Molecule: messenger RNA, 921 nt
Organism: Aspergillus tubingensis
Lineage: Eukaryota; Fungi; Ascomycota; Eurotiomycetes; Eurotiales; Aspergillaceae
Product: oxidase ustYa family protein
Exons: 5
Coding region: 1-921 (306 amino acids)
Biological process (GO): mycotoxin biosynthetic process
Source: RefSeq, a predicted model, not a curated record
AUGUACAUGGCUCUCAAAAGAGACAGAACCGACAGCACCUCGUCCUCCUCCGAGAGACUGCCACUAUCAGACAGUUCAGAAGACUAUCGCGAUGAGUCCUUCAAAGACCACUUUGCCGAAGGCCACCAUUACAUGAACCAUCAACGCCAAUCCCCCAUUCGAUGGAGCAGCCUAUGCUUCCACCUCAUCCUAGCCCUUAUCUAUGGCGCAGCAUUCCUAGCAGCAACGUACCGAUCAACGAGCAGUAUCAGACAUCAAGACAGUAAACCUGCACAUCUUAUCGCAUCCCCAUUAUGGGAAGCCGUAGAACUCGAGCGCAAAACCAUCAACGCCUCAAUCGAGAGCGAGAAUCCAUUCAAGGGCGCUCCAUCUGAAGAGCUGGACCAUGCAUGGCACCAGUUAUUCAUCAACUCCAAUGUCCGAGUUACUGCUGAAGACCUAGCGAAGAUAAAUCGCACGUCUGUCCCGAUAAAUGAUGAGAAGGGGGGAUAUUAUGCCAUUCCGGAUGUAUAUCACCAGCUGCAUUGCCUGAAAUUCCUCCGCCAAGUAGUCUACCACAGCUACUACCAUAUCGGAAAACCCACUACCCCGCUUCACAUCGAACACUGCAUCGACAACCUCCGCCAAAACAUCAUGUGCAAAGCCGACGUCUCUCUCCUAACCUUCACAUGGGAUCCGACAGAUCGCGCCCCGAAACCCAACUUUGUCGUCGAGCACGAAUGCGCUAACUGGGACAAAGUGGACAAAUGGGCCGAGGAACAUCGAUUCGAUAUCUUCGAUGAAACUACCCUGAUUCAUCCGACCCUGGGCCCUUCGUUCCCCGAGGAGGAGUAUAAGGCUACCGGGAGGAUUCCGGGUCAUCCGGAUUUUCAUCCGAAUGGGUAUCAUGGGGAUCAUGGGGGUCAUAGUAAUGGGGUAUGA